AUGUCAGUGUUCACCACACAUAAUAGAAACAACAGCGAUAUCCUUGGUAUACCUUCUUCCCCAGGGAGUUCCUCGCUGAAUGUCCUCACCCAUGGUAGCAGACCUGAGCUGCAUUUGAUGUCGGAUAUGACAGAAUGUGAACACGAUGAUCCAUUAUUGAGAUCAGCAAGGAAAAUCAGAGACAUUAACAGUACUUAUGUGAUUUCUGCCUGUAAAAAAACAGGAGAUGUACCUCUGACCCCUAACCCUGUAGGUAGAUUGGCACUUCAGAGAAGAGUCACAAGGAACAAAGAAUCCUCUUUGCUUAGCAGUGAGUUGGGAGACUCCGCCGAAAACACUGCAGAAACACGUCUUACGUUGCGGCGGCGUGCUAAAACAGAAUCAGUGGAGAAGCGGAAAACAGCUCAAACAGAUUGUGGGGAAAAGUGGAAAACAACACAGAAUGUGGGCAGUGCAGCCGAAAAUGAUGGUGCUUCACUGGAAGCUAGUACAAAUGUAAGGACUGUACAUAAAGAUAAAAACCCUUGUAUUGCACCGGUUGUACCUUUAGCGGACCCAAAACGCAUUGAAAUGACGGCCACUGAAAACCACAAAGAGACAUUUGUUGCCCUCCCUGGGGCAAAUGAAAAGGUCACACUUAAGUACUUAAGUAACAGAGCACCCACUGAUUCCCAGGGUCAGACUGAAGCUAUUCCAUCGGGACGCUUGGCAACCAAACCUCUUCUGAGCAAGGUGAACAUCAAAGUGUCGGGGAACCUACCUCACAGAAGUAUUGGGAAGGAUACUGCAAAAUCUGCAAAUAAAUUUGAAAGCUUAGAAAAAAGAAGAACACCUACAAAAUAUAUCGCAGGACACCGAUUGACACCGAAGUGUGACACGCCACAGCUGACGAGCCCAGCUGCGUUGUCACUGCUGAAAAAGAGGGUGCCUAGCCUGCAAGCUACACAAAAGCGAACAAGUUCUCUGCCUGCAAAUGAAAGGGAAAGGUCACGAGAAAAUACACUCCCUCUUGAAGAGGAAACCGCAGGUCGGAACCCCCCUGCAGAGACAGACCCCUUAAAGGUGGAGAACAGUCAAGUGAUAGUGGCAGUACGGGUGAGGCCUUUCAGCAAGAGAGAGAAGGUUGAAAGAGCAUCCCAGGUGGUCUUCAUGAAUGGAGAGGAAAUAGCUGUGGAACAUCCCGACAUGAAACAAGUUUAUAAUUUUAUUUAUGAUGUUGCAUUCUGGUCUUUUGAUGAAUCCCAUCCAAACUAUGCCAGCCAGACAACUGUUUAUGAGACCCUAGCUAUUCCGCUCCUGGAACGAGCCUUUGAAGGCUACAAUGCCUGUCUCUUUGCUUAUGGUCAGACCGGCUCUGGAAAAUCAUAUACGAUGAUGGGACUUAGUGAGGAACCAGGAAUAAUUCCAAGGUUUUGUGAAGAUCUUUUUGCUCAAGUAGCCAAAAAACAAACCCAAGAGGUCAGCUACCACCUUGAAAUGAGCUUUUUUGAAGUAUAUAAUGAAAAAAUUCAUGACCUUCUGGUUUGUAAAGGUGAAAAUGGGCAGAGAAAGCAACCACUGAGAGUAAGGGAGCAUCCUGUUUCUGGACCAUAUGUUGAAGCUCUGUCAAUGAAUGUUGUCAGUUCUUACUCUGAUAUCCAGAGUUGGCUAGAAUUGGGAAAUAAACAAAGAGCGACGGCUGCUACUGGUAUGAAUGAUAAAAGCUCCCGAUCGCAUUCAGUUUUUACCCUGGUGAUGACCCAGACCAAGAUAGAAUCUGUGGAAGGUGAAGAACAUGAUCACAGAAUAACAAGUCGGAUAAACUUGAUAGAUCUGGCGGGCAGUGAACGCUGCUCCACAGCUCAGACUAGUGGAGAGCGCCUAAAGGAAGGUGUGAGUAUUAACAAGUCCCUGCUCACAUUGGGAAAGGUUAUAUCUGCGCUUUCUGAACAAGCAAACCGGAAGAGAGGUUUUGUUCCUUACCGUGAAUCUGUUCUUACAUGGCUGUUAAAAGAAAGUCUGGGUGGAAACUCAAAAACUGCAAUGAUUGCUACAGUCAGUCCUGCUGCCAGCAACAUUGAGGAAACAUUAAGCACGCUUAGAUACGCCAGCCAAGCCCGCAUGAUAAUCAAUAUCGCCAAAGUAAAUGAAGAUAUGAAUGCUAAGUUAAUUAGAGAAUUGAAAGCGGAAAUUGAAAAGCUAAAAGCUGCUCAAAGAAACAGCCGAAAUAUUGACCCCGAACGAUAUAGGCUGUGCCGGCAAGAAAUUACAUCCUUAAGAAUGAAACUGCAUCAACAGGAAAGAGACAUGGCGGAGAUGCACAGAGCCUGGAAAGAAAAAUUUGAACAAGCCGAAAAAAGAAAACUUCAAGAAACAAAGGAGUUACAGAAAGCAGGAAUUACAUUUCAAAUGGACAACCAUUUGCCAAACCUUGUCAAUCUCAAUGAAGAUCCUCAGCUAUCAGAGAUGCUGUUAUAUAUGAUAAAAGAAGGAACAACGACAGUUGGAAAGUAUGGACCAAACUCAAGCCAUGAUAUUCAGUUAUCUGGGGUGCUGAUUGCUGAUGAUCACUGUAUUAUAAACAAUUCUGAUGGGAUAGUGAGUAUCAUCCCAGUUGGAGAGGCAAAGACAUAUAUAAAUGGAAAACAUAUUUUGGAAUCCACAGUAUUACAUCAUGGUGAUCGGGUGAUUCUUGGUGGAGAUCAUUAUUUUAGAUUUAAUCAUCCAAUAGAAGUCCAGAAAGGAAAAAGGCCAUCUGGUAGAGAUACUCUUAUAAGUGAGGGUCCAAAAGACUUUGAAUUUGCAAAAAAUGAGUUGCUCAUGGCACAGAGAUCACAACUUGAAGCAGAAAUAAAAGAGGCACAAUUGAGAGCGAAGGAAGAAAUGAUACAAGGAAUCCAAAUUGCAAAAGAAAUGGCUCGGCAAGAGCUUUCCUCUCAAAAAGCUGCAUAUGAAAACAAAAUAAAAGCAUUGGAAGCAGAACUGAAAGAAGAGUCUCAAAGGAAGAAAAUGCAGGAAAUAAAUAACCAAAAGGCUAAUGACAAAAUCGAGGAAUUAGAAAAGGCAAAACAGCGUCUUGAACAAGAAAUAUAUGUCAACAAAAAGCGAUUAGAAAUGGAGACUUUGGCUGCAAAACAGGCUUUAGAAGACCACAGCAUCCGCCAUGCAAGAAUUCUGGAAGCUUUAGAAACUGAGAAGCAAAAAAUUGCUAAAGAAGUACAAAUCCUACAGCAAAAUCAGAGUAAUAGGGAUAAAACUUUUUUAAUUCAGCCAAAUUGGAGCUCUAUGAAACUCUCAAUGAUGAUUCAGGAAGCGAAUGCCAUCAGCAACAAAUUUAAAAAAUAUUAUGUUUUUGGCAGACAUGAUGUAUCAGAUAAAGGAAGUAGUUCGGACACUUCUGUGCGGGUUCGUAACUUACAACUAGGGAUCUCAACUUUCUGGAGUCUGGAAAAAUUUGAAUCUAAGCUGGCAGCAAUGAAAGAACUUUAUGAGACUUCUAUCGGUGAAGAUAUCUUUUGUGAUCCUGAAGAUGAAUGGGAACCUGACAUUACAAAUGCACCAGUUUCUUCCCUUUCUAGAAGGAGGAGCAAAAGUUUGAUGAAGAACAGGAGAAUUUCUGGUUGUUUACAUGAUAUACAAGCCUACCCAAUUCAGAAUUUGCAUUCUUCCCAUUCAUCAGGCUUACUGGAGAAAUCGAGCACCAUUUCCCCAAGUUCAGCAGAAUCUUUUCUUCCUGGAAUUUGCAAAGAAUUGAUUGGGUCAUCGUUAGAUUUUCUUGGACAGAGUUAUGAUGAAGAAAAAAGCAUGGCAGACAGCCUGAUUAAUAAUUUUCUUAAAAUUUAUCAUGGGCUAUUUGCCAUUUCCAAAGCUCAUGAAGAACAAGAUGAAGAAAGUCAAGAUAACUUGUUCUCUUCUGAUCGAGCAACCCAGUCACUUACUAUCCAGGUCACAUGUGCUUUUGAGCAGCUUGUGGUUCUAAUCAAACACUGGCUGGAUGAUAUUCUACCUUGUACCAGCACAGCAAGACUUGAAGAUGAACUGAGACAAGAGGUUAAAAAACUAGGAGGCUACUUACAGUUAUUUUUGCAGGGAUGCUGUUCAGAUAUCUCAUCAAUGGUAAAAGAAGCUCAAAACAAAAUAAUCCAAAUUGUACAACAAGCUGUGAAGUAUGUGGGACAGUUAGCAGUUCUUAAAGGGAGCGAGCUACAUUUUCUGGAAAACAGUAGCAAUAAGGCUACCAGUGUUCAGGAGGAUUUCAUGGAUGCUCUUUGUGAUGGUGUAGGCUUAGGAGUGAGGAUUCUAUUAGAUUCUGGACUAGAAAAAGCAAAAGAACUUCAGCAUGGACUCUUAAGGCAGUGUACCCAAAAUGAGGUUACCAAACAGAUGAAAGCUAAUGCCAUGGGAUUGAUUGGAUCUCUUGAAAACAUCUUUGCUGAGUGGAAAACAAAAAGUUUCAGAAGCGAACUACAAGAAAAUUCUGGAUACCAAGAUUUGAAGAAGAUGGUUAAUCUUGCUCCAAAAUUCUUGAAGUUAAAACAUUGCUUAGAGCAAACUAUUCAAAUUAUUAUUUCUGCACUGAGAGGAUGCCACAGUGACAAAAAUCUUCUCAAGAAUUGUGUUGAAAGUCUGUGCAACUUGACCAAGGAUUUUCAUGAUGACUUCAGCAUUCACUCUGCUUCUCUUGACAGCUGUGAGAAGAGAAUGCCUCAGGGCAGCCACAGGGGGCUAGAGUCUUUAGUCAAGUCACUCCUCUUCUGUUUUGAAUCUGAAGAAAGUCCUAAUUUGUUGAAACCCUGGGAAACUUGUAAUCAGAAUACCGGAGAAGAAGGACAACAAUCUAAAUCAAGCAGGACUGACUCCGUGAGGAAUAAAGGUGUACCAAAGCGUGUCUAUGAACUCCAUGGCUCAUACCCAGCAGUGGCGUCAGAGGAAAGCACACCCAGUAGGAUUCAGUGGGUAUGA
This is a messenger RNA of Puma concolor (puma), 4941 nucleotides long. NCBI's taxonomy places the organism in Eukaryota, Metazoa, Chordata, Mammalia, Carnivora, Felidae. The record is from RefSeq and is a predicted model, not a curated record.